AUGGCAAGUCCUCCUAUUUUUAUAGGUAUUUGUGGUGGAACUGCUUCUGGGAAAACAACUCUAUGCAAUAGAAUAAGUGAAGCGUUAGGUGCGGAAUGCACCGUCCUGGGUAUGGACCACUUCUAUAAAGGUCUAACAGAAGAAGAGCUUCCUUUGGUGCAUGAGUAUAACUUUGAUCACCCCAAUGCACUUGAUUUUGAUGAAAUGUAUAUUGCUGUGCAAAAACUGUUGAGAAGGGAAGAUGCUGAUAUCCCAAUUUAUGAUUUUAAAACCCAUGGGAGGAAAGCUGAAAGACAGAUUGUGAGGAGUUCGAACUUGAUCCUUUUUGAAGGAAUUUUGGCUUUUUUUGAUAAGAGGCUGAGAGAUCUUAUGAAAUUAAAGAUUUUUGUUCAGACAGAUGAUGAUAUAAGACUCUGCAGGAGAUUAUUAAGAGAUGUUGCUGAAAGAGGCAGAGACCCAGAUGGGAUUUUGAAUCAGUAUUUUAAAUUUGUGAAACCUUCUUUCGAUGAGUAUAUAAGACCUACUAUGAGAUAUGCAGAUAUCAUUGUACCACAUGGUGCACAUAAUGAUGUGGCUAUUGAAUUCAUAGUAAUGAACCUUAAAAAUAUCCUCAAUCUCCCUAAAAACUAG
Molecule: messenger RNA, 630 nt
Organism: Blepharisma stoltei
Lineage: Eukaryota; Ciliophora; Heterotrichea; Heterotrichida; Blepharismidae
Source: the annotation of a GenBank genome assembly